Molecule: messenger RNA, 1334 nt
Organism: Coregonus sp. 'balchen'
Lineage: Eukaryota; Metazoa; Chordata; Actinopteri; Salmoniformes; Salmonidae
Source: the annotation of a GenBank genome assembly
CUCAAUGUGGGUAAGAAUGAUCUGUUGACCUUUUACGACGGUGAUGACCUAACAGCUAACAUCCUGGGUCAGUACAGUGGCACCAGGCCUCGCUUCAAGCUCUACACCUCCAUGGCUGAUGUCACCAUCCAGUUCCAGUCGGACCCUGCUACCAACAUCUACGGCUACGGCAACGGCUUCGUGGUCCACUUCUUUGGUGAGACAUUAUUACUCAGACUGUUUAGUUGUACCUGCACACAGUUUUCUGAGAAAUACUUUAAUGGAAGAAUCCUUGGAAGAUGGCUUGAUAGAAAAAAAUAAAACCUCCUUCUCCUGGCUGUGGCAAAAUUGUCUAUACAGUACACAGAAUUCAGUGUUGUUUUUUUUACUAUCACAGGCAAAAAAUAUAUAUAACUUUUCCUUGGCUGAAAAGAGAGCCUCCAACAAGAGGCUGCUGGUAGCAACCAGUUAGAGAGGGAGAUUAUUACUAAAUACAAAGUAAUACCAUGCAGGGAGAAUGGCAGGAUACACGAUGAAAAGCAGGGCUUUAUCUGCUGUCUUCUCCCUCUGAACGGCCACAGGUGCAUAGGAUUAUGGGACAUCAAACACAAAAACACAAUUAUGUGGCGCGCUUUGUCUACAUCAGCUGUAUUUGCUGCGUGCUGCACCCCCAGCCGUGUGUGCCAUAGUGAAAGAAGAAAAGGGCAGAAUGCGUAGUGCCAAACCACCCACUGCCCUCCCCCUGGCUGGCACACAGUGCAGUGUGCAAUAACUGCAAAUUGAUGGCAUGCUCUUCACACGCCAGAGCCUAAUUCACAUGCAGAACGCACCACUGGAUUCCCUGUGCCUGUCACUGCUGUGCUGCUGAACUCAAUUCUAAUUUAUAUGUUUUAUCAACCAUGCAUAUCAGUACAGUCAUAGCAUUUGGGCUUUACUUGCUGUGUAUAAAUCAACCGAUUUGUAGAUUUGAUAAGUCUAUAUCAUUAGAGCAAUCAAACAGUAUAAUUUAAAUUUAAAUGUACUUUCUUUUUCAGAUUAAUGGAUAACCCAUGUGCAGAUUUUUGACAAAGAUAACAUCUCAACAUCCCCUGCUCAUUCUCUCUUCUUUCCCCUCUAUCUCCAAAUCCCUCCAUCCUACCCUGGCCCCUGGCUCCCCACCCACAGAGGUCCCCAGGAACGACACAUGCUCUGAGCUGCCAGAGAUCACCAAUGGCUGGAAGAGCACCUCCCACCCAGACCUGAUCCACGGGACAGUGGUCACCUACCAGUGUUACCCAGGUUACGAGGUGCAGGGCUCUGAGAUCCUCAUGUGCCAGUGGGACCUGACGUGGAGCGGAGACAUGCCAAGCUGUGAG